AUGGCACCUCGGAAGUUCAGCUGGGGAAAUCAAACACAAAUUCCUACACUGACAUUCAAUGUUGGAAUAAGCCCUUUUAACACAUCUGGUGGUGGAGUGGGCGCCCAAUCGGGUGGGAAGACUUGCCAGGUAACCGGUCCGACGGGAUCAGCUACUACUACUGCGAGUGGACGUCAGCAGGCUGCGUAUGCAGUUAGACUACGUUUACAAGAGGUGGAAGAUCGCACGACGGAGUUAAUCGAGAAAACUCGGGAGUAUAAUUUGGCAAGGGAGACUGCGGCUAUUGCGGUUAAAGAAGCUCAGGAGUGGCUCGCUGGGAAUAAGUCUGCCACAGCGAGCGCGAAUUCUACGGGAGUUGUAGAUGAGCAUAAAGAAAAAUCGAAUUCGGAAUUAGGCGCACAAGUGUUAGAGUUGGUGGAAGAGGAUUGCUCUUUGGAUGAGUGGCUGCUGGGCUUAGAUGAUGCGUUGAAGUCUAAUUCGAUCGACAUAGCAGCGUAUCUUCGCGAGAUAAGAACAACCUCGAGAAAGCAGUUCGAGGUUCGGGCGUUGCGGCAAAAGGCUAUCACGCAACUCCAGGCUGCUAUUAUUUUCAAGUGA
Messenger RNA from Perkinsus marinus ATCC 50983, 597 nucleotides. RefSeq lists its product as hypothetical. The transcript is spliced from 7 exons. The record is from RefSeq and is a predicted model, not a curated record. The coding region runs from base 1 to 597 and encodes 198 amino acids. NCBI's taxonomy places the organism in Eukaryota, Perkinsozoa, Perkinsida, Perkinsidae.